UAUUUCCAGAAAAUCCAAUAGAUUAAGGCCACUCACCUACACGUGUUGGAACCCCAUUGGCCAAACGGAAUGUUCUAUUCAUCUGUUGCCACUGUAUAAUUAUGCACUUUCCUCCUCAUCUUCAUCCCCCUUCUCUCUCUCUCUCGAUCAAACCCUAAUUUUCCUCAAAGAAGAAGGAAGAAUAGCAGAAGAAUCAAUCAUUCCGGCCUCCUCCAUAUAUCAAAACCCUAUAUAUUUGCGUGCAAAGCCAGAGAGAGCAGAUUGAGAAAGAGUUCGAUAAGAGAAUAUCGUGGAAAGAGAAGAUAUGAGGGCUCCAUCAUUUUCAGCUUCGACGACGUGCAAGACCCCAUGCUGCAGCAAAGUGGGGAUUAAGAGAGGGCCAUGGACGCCCGAGGAAGACGAGCUCCUGUCGAACUACGUGAAGAAGGAAGGAGAGGGGAGGUGGCGGACUCUCCCCAAACGGGCGGGCCUCCAGCGUUGCGGGAAGAGCUGCCGCCUCCGCUGGAUGAACUAUCUCCGCCCGUCCGUCAAGAGAGGCCACAUAGCCCCCGAUGAGGAAGAUCUCAUCCUCCGCCUCCAUCGAUUGCUUGGCAACAGGUGGUCAUUAAUCGCUGGAAGGAUCCCGGGGCGCACUGACAAUGAGAUCAAGAACUACUGGAAUACCCAUCUGAGUAAGAAGCUCAUCAAUCAGGGGAUAGAUCCGAGGACACACAAGCCAUUGAACCCAUUCCCCGAUUCCCCGGGAGAUGCUGUCAGCAAUGCUUUCGUGCCAACAUCAAACCGACCUCCACAACAACCUUACUUAUCUGCCUCAACCAUAGACAAAGCCAAUGGCAGUCAGCAUCAAGCAAUCCCCACUGUCCAAGAUGACAUCGGAAGAGUUAUCAGUGAACAGGAGCAACAGCGAAAUCAUCCCAUUCCAGUCGAAACUGGGAAUUGGCAGAAUUCCGAUGGGAUAAUGGUGGGAUUGCACAAUGUCAGUCAUGGUGGCAGCAACAACAACGGGCAAAGUUACAUUAUUGAUAACUUCAAUAAUGAGGAUAUGUUCUCUUCAUUUCUAAACACUCUUAUGGAUGAUACCUAUGCAAGUCCUUAUCAACGGCCUGAAGCAGCUGUCCCGCCGUCACAGCUGGUCUCCAUGGUUUCUCCGGCCGUAAAUUUCAGUAGUCAAGGUGCCAUGUGGGAUGCCGAACUGGUCAGAUCGACUUUGGAGACUCUGGGUGAUCAACAGAGUUAUAAUACCAACAUACGCCAAAUUUAGUAAUAUUUAUAUAUGCGUGCGCAAUUAAUACUAUUUGCACAAAGUGAAAAAAAAAACUUAAUUAAUAGUGCUUUUCUUUUUAUUUUGGAUUAGUGGAUGUAAUUAUAUAUAUUGCCUGUUGAUUACUUGUAAUAGCUAAUUGGUAAGUGUGUGUUAAUUACAACUAACUAAAGCUUGUACACAAGUCUAGUCAGCAGUGUAAUUGUUUAUCCUGUUAUGCUGGGAGAAAACUUAAUUAUCUUUCAUCUAUAUAUAAAUUCUUAUAAGUUAAUGAAAUAGCAGAUAUAUAACUGCU
Messenger RNA from Punica granatum (pomegranate), 1556 nucleotides. The record is from RefSeq and is a predicted model, not a curated record. Lineage: Eukaryota; Viridiplantae; Streptophyta; Magnoliopsida; Myrtales; Lythraceae.